GUCUUCGCAGGCAAUUGAGCUUCCAGGAGGAGCCCAGAACCUGUGAGCUCCGGUAUCCCAAGUCCUUCUGCCUGGACAUCUGCUGGUGACAUUUCUUCCUCCUGCUGCCUCGGGUGGAAGCCCCACCUAGCAGCAGUGCAGCUGGUCUGCCCUCCCUCCUGCAGAGCUCAGCAUGCAUCCCCCAGGCUUCAGGAACUUCUUGUUGCUGGUGUCCUCCCUUCUCUUCAUUGGGCUGUCAGCUGCUCCUCAAAGCUUCUUACCAUCUCUGAGAAGCCUGUCGGGCGCCCCCUGCAGGCUGUCCCGGGCAGAGUCCGAGCGCAGAUGUCGUGCACCUGGGCAGCCCCCAGGGAGCGCUCUGUGCCAUGACCGUGGCCGGUGCGAGUGUGGGGUCUGCAUCUGUCACGUGACCGAGCCUGGCACCUACUUCGGUCCACUGUGUGAGUGCCAUGAGUGGGUAUGCGAGACCUACGACGGGAAAACCUGUGCAGGCCACGGUAAUUGUGACUGCGGCAAGUGCAAGUGUGAUGUGGGAUGGUUUGGGGAAGCUUGCCAGUACCCAACCAAGUGUGACCUGACCAAAAAAAUCAGCAACCAGAUGUGCAAGAACUCCCAAGAUGUCAUCUGCUCCAAUGCAGGUACAUGUCACUGUGGCAGGUGUAAGUGUGAUAAUUCAGAUGGACAUGGACUCAUUUAUGGUAAAUUUUGUGAGUGUGAUGAUAGAGAAUGCAUAGAUGAUGAAACAGAAGAAGUAUGUGGAGGCCAUGGGAAGUGUUACUGUGGAAACUGUUACUGCGAGGCUGGUUGGCAUGGAGAUAAAUGCGAGUUCCAGUGUGACAUCACCCCCUGGGAAAGCAAGCGAAGAUGCACAUCUCCAGAUGGCAAAGUCUGUAGCAACAGAGGAACAUGUGUAUGUGGUGAAUGUUCUUGCCAUGAUGUUGAUCCAACUGGGGACUGGGGAGACAUUCAUGGGGACACGUGUGAGUGUGAUGAAAGGGACUGCAGAGCUGUUUAUGAUCGAUACUCUGAUGAUUUCUGUUCAGGUCAUGGGCAGUGUAACUGUGGAAGAUGUGACUGCAGAGCAGGCUGGUAUGGGAAGAAAUGUGAGCACCCAAGGAAUUGCCCAUUGUCAGCUGAGGAGAGCGCCAAGAAGUGCCAGGGUAGUUCUGAUCUUCCUUGCUCUGGAAGGGGCAAAUGCGAAUGUGGCAGAUGCACUUGUUACCCUCCUGGGGACAGCAGAGUCUAUGGCAAGACCUGUGAAUGUGAUGACCGGCGCUGUGAAGACCUGGAUGGUGUGGUCUGCGGAGGCCAUGGCAUGUGCUCCUGUGGUCGUUGUGUUUGUGAGAAAGGAUGGUUUGGUAAGCUCUGCCAACACCUGCGGAAGUGUAAUAUGACAGAAGAACAAAGCAGGAGUCUGUGUGAGUCAGCAGAUGGCACAUUGUGCUCAGGGAAGGGUUCUUGUCAUUGUGGAAAGUGCAUUUGUUCUGGAGAAGAGUGGUAUAUUUCAGGGGAGUUUUGUGACUGUGAUGACAGAGACUGUGACAAACACGACGGUCUCAUUUGCACAGGGAAUGGAAUCUGUAGCUGUGGAAACUGUGAAUGCUGGGAUGGAUGGAAUGGAAAUGCAUGUGAAAUCUGGCUUGGUACCGAAUAUCCUUAAUGAUCCCAUGGGAGACAACUGGAUUCUUAUUUCUAGGCCAUUUUAGAAAUUCAGAAGAAAGCAUGUUACACAGCAAUAGGACAGAUUUUUGUGUGUUUUUCUAUUUCUGACUGCCCAAGUGAAGCAUUGGUCUUUAAUACAAAUGACUUUAGUAAAUGGAUAUAAGUUACACCAUAAAGAAUUGUUCUCCCACAAUUAACAUCAGUGUUUCACAAAUGAAGAGGGCAAUUUUGCAACCCCCAAGAUAUUUGGCAAUGUCUACAGAGAAUUUGGUUGUUAGACUUGGUAGGUAGGAGUAUUUGUGUUAUGGGGAUAUGUCUGUAGUGGCCACAGUCAAUGCUGACCACCCUAAAGAAAAUAGAAAGGCCCUUAUAACAAAGUAAUUUCUGACAUCCAAUGUUUACCAAGAUGUAGUAGAAAAAUGCUAAAUCACAUGGUAUUUAGUAUUCCACAUCCCAACACCAGAAACACUGUAUCAGAAUAUAAGGAUAAUAUUUAUUCUCACAUAAACCAACCAGUCAGAUUUUCCAGGAUUCCAUAUGACUCUGAAUUUGUAUAUGGGAUGAUUAUGACAGACACAUAUGAGGUGUGAUGAUGGGUUGGGGGCUUCCCAGAUCACAAGGGCUUUAAACUCACAAGAUUCUCUUACAGGAAGAAAUGAUAAAUGCACAAUUUGACAUUUUAAUAAAUAAUGACAUAAGUUGUUUA
Messenger RNA from Mus pahari (shrew mouse), 2365 nucleotides. RefSeq names its product integrin subunit beta like 1 (gene Itgbl1). Gene Ontology annotation, cellular component: integrin complex; cell surface; focal adhesion. Gene Ontology annotation, biological process: cell-matrix adhesion; cell migration; cell adhesion mediated by integrin. Gene Ontology annotation, molecular function: integrin binding. The transcript is spliced from 11 exons. The record is from RefSeq and is a predicted model, not a curated record. Bases 173 to 1657 code for a protein of 494 amino acids. NCBI's taxonomy places the organism in Eukaryota, Metazoa, Chordata, Mammalia, Rodentia, Muridae.